AUGCGGCUCUCAGGGGAUUUGGGGAGGCGAGCAGAGGCGCUGCAGGGCAGCAGCGGGGCCUUGGGAUCCACACCAGCCUCGCACGGCUCUCGGGGUUCAGGAGUCCCGGGCCCCCUGAAUUCCACCGUGUCCACCCUGAGGCCUUUGAACAUGUAUACUCUGGGCCUGCAGGGUUUGAGCUCGGCCUCCGCGCGCCUGCGGCCUCUCCUGGCACUGUCUUCCAAGUCCAGCCAAGGCCAGAAGCAGCGCCUGGACCUGAGCAGACACACUGCAAGCCAGAUGUUAGACGCCAUCCCCGACGAGUUCGGCCUUCAGGUGCUGCUGGAGGAGACGGGGGAACUCUUUCAACUCCCCAACUGUCGCUGCGACAUGACGGUGGGCGAGCUCAAAGCACAGCUGGACUUGGUGGCCGGCAUCCCCUUCAAUCUGCAGCGCCUCCAGUACCUAGACCAAGGCAUCCUCAUGGACGAGUCCACGUUGAAGUUCCACGAUGUGGCUCCUGGAGGCGUGUUGUCACUGUGCAUCUGGCAGUAUGACAACUGGACUGAGCUGGUUCUGGCAGCAGUGGAGGGUGACCCCAGCAAGCUCUCAUGUCUCGGAGUCUCUUCCCAAGAGAUGAUAGUCCAGACAGCCUACAUGCAGCACCGUGGGGAGAAGGAGUGGAAACUCUGGGUGGAGCAGCGGGCCUUCGUUGCCUUAUACAUCACGUCCCACCGGGGGCAUCUCCAGGCCGUGAAGUACCUUCUAGAACACGGCGCCAACUGUUUGGGCAAGACGCCCCUGGGCAGGACGCCCCUGCAUGUGGCCUCGGCCAUGGGUCGGAUGAGCUGCGUCAUGGUGCUGCUCCGAUAUGGCGCCUCCGUCAGUGAGAAGGACCAGUUGGGCGAGACGCCCAUGACUAUCGCCCACCGCCUGCACUACUAUGAUAUCGAGCGGCGCAUGUUCCUCUUCUACUGGAUGGCCAAGAACAGGAGAAAAGGCAGCAAGGAGACAGCCAAACCAGAAGCCACGGCCUACUUUUCCAUUGUGGGGAGCCAAGAGCAGGCCUUGUGGAUGCAGCGGGAUGCAGGCCCUGUGGACUGA
Suncus etruscus (white-toothed pygmy shrew) is the source of this 1083-nucleotide messenger RNA. It is a transcript of the gene ANKRD60, whose product is annotated as ankyrin repeat domain 60. The coding region runs from base 1 to 1083 and encodes 360 amino acids. NCBI's taxonomy places the organism in Eukaryota, Metazoa, Chordata, Mammalia, Eulipotyphla, Soricidae. The record is from RefSeq and is a predicted model, not a curated record. The transcript has 5 exons. Gene Ontology annotation, molecular function: protein binding.